UCAAUUCAUCUACGUACUCAUGUUGACUUAAUAUUUUUACCACUGCAGGGGGCAUGUAUUAUAUCUUGGUCCUAGAAUCCAGUUAUCUCUCUUGAGUUUUUUCAAUGGCUGCCAUAAGAUCACAAGAAGCCUCUUCUUCAACUUCACCUUGUAGUUAUCAUGUAUUUUUGAGCUUCCGAGGGGAAGACACUCGGAAUUCUUUCACUGACCACCUCUACACCGCGUUGGGCUAUGCCGGAUUUCACACUUUCAAAGAUGAUGAUGGGAUUGAAAGAGAAGAAAAGAUCAAGUCAGAACUGCAAAAAGCAAUAAAAGAGUCAAGGAUAUCAAUAGUUGUCUUGUCAAAGAACUAUGCAUCUUCAAGUUGGUGCCCUGAUGAGCUUGUGAUGAUCCUCAAAUGCAGGAGUACCUCUGGACAUGUAGUUCUUCCUGUUUUCUAUGACAUGGAUCCAUCCCAAUUGAGGAAGCAAAUGGGGAGUUUCGAAGAAGCAUUUGUGCGACAUGAACGGAAAAUUGAAGCAAAAAGUGGUGAAAGGAGAAAGGAAUGGAUGAGCAAGGUGGAAGAAUGGAGGGCUGCGCUCAGAGAAGUUGCUGAUUUAGCUGGGAUGAACUGACAAAAUAGAGCUGAUGGGCAUGAGUCGAGGUUUAUCCAGAAAAUCAUCAAAGUCGUUGGAGACAAACUAAGUCGCACAAUCUUGGACAUCGGCCCCUAUGCAAUCGGAUUACUUUCUCGUGCAAGAGAAAUUCAGUUUUGGUUAGAAGAUGAAUUAGCUGAUGUUGGUGUAGCUGCAAUUUG
Molecule: messenger RNA, 796 nt
Organism: Rhododendron vialii
Lineage: Eukaryota; Viridiplantae; Streptophyta; Magnoliopsida; Ericales; Ericaceae
Product: disease resistance protein RPV1-like
Exons: 2
Coding region: 105-614 (169 amino acids)
Biological process (GO): signal transduction
Source: RefSeq, a predicted model, not a curated record